This is a messenger RNA of Dracunculus medinensis (Guinea worm), 849 nucleotides long. The record is from the annotation of a GenBank genome assembly. Lineage: Eukaryota; Metazoa; Nematoda; Chromadorea; Rhabditida; Dracunculidae.
AUGAAUCGUCAUGGUUGUGUCAAUAGUGGUAACUCGUCACCGCCUGAAAAGUUAACCCAGCGAAAACUAUCACAGGGCUGUUCUCCAGAGUUGCUUCACUUACGAUCUUAUCGGCAUUUCCACCUACUUUGCCGGACGCAGCCAUCAAUUGCUGUUGCUGCCUAUGAAGGGAUGCAAGAUAUUAUGAAUGAAUGCAGGGAAAAAAUGCGCUUUGAGCCAUGGGACUGUUCCCAGAUCAACACAGUCCUUCAAGAUCCACCAGUUUUAAGAAUGGGUACAAAGGAAGCUGCAUAUCUGUGGGCCUUAUCGUCAGCUGGAGCUGCUUGGGGUAUUUCUAUGGCUUGUGCACAAGGAUGGUUGCAAGAUUGUGCGUGCAACACACAUGAUCAUGUGAAACAGAAUUGGGAAUGGGAUGGUUGCUCAUAUGGCGUUCAAUUUGGUAUUGUUACCUCUAGAAAAUUGUUAACUAGAAGCGCACCAACGCGAUCGCCAAUUCGCAAACUUGAAAAACAUAAUCUUAAAGCUGGCCGAAUAGCUAUCAAAAAAACAUUGGUAUCUUCAUGUAAAUGUCACGGCGUUAGUGGAAGUUGCGACCAAAAAACUUGCUGGAAAAAAGCUGCAGAAUUACCAAUAAUCGUCAAACAUUUGACGAAUAAAUUGCGCAGAGCUAGAAGAGUGAGUGACGAGAAAACCCGUGCUAAGAAUGCCGAAUUAAUAUUUAUGGAAGAUAGUCCGGAUCCAUGUUUGACGACUCGAACGACAAAUCGAGUUUGCAAUUGGCGAAAUGAAACGAACAGUAUGGGUGAUUGUUCAGUUUUAUGCUGUGGCCAAGGGUUCAAGUCGCCUUAA